Balaenoptera acutorostrata (minke whale) is the source of this 6994-nucleotide messenger RNA. It is a transcript of the gene MDFIC, whose product is annotated as MyoD family inhibitor domain containing. NCBI's taxonomy places the organism in Eukaryota, Metazoa, Chordata, Mammalia, Artiodactyla, Balaenopteridae. The record is from RefSeq and is a predicted model, not a curated record. The coding region runs from base 409 to 1137 and encodes 242 amino acids. The transcript has 5 exons.
GGAGUAUAGGCGCGCUGUAAGGGGGAAAGAGAGGCAGAGGGGAAAGAGUCCCCCUCGGAGGGGAGCCAGCGGGGCUGAGCUGGCUGGAAAGAGGAGGCGGAGAGCGCCGAGCGAGAGGAGCGGCGGCCGCCGCCGUUGCCGCCACUGUGGUGUACGCUGAGCGGGCGGGAGGAGGGGAGGGACACCCAGGGGUGGCCGCCGUCGGGCCAGCGCGACCCACGGCCCCUGCCGGAGCCUCGCUAGCUUUCCGAGGCGGAAGAGGAGGAGGAGGAAGGGGCUUUGAGUGAGUUGGGGGGAUGCCGAGGAGCGGUCAGUUGCCUGCACCCAACAUCUCCGAGCCCUUAGUGCGUCCGCCCCGCAGGGCGGCGAGCUAGGCGGAGGCGCGGCGAGGGCUCCGUGAAGCGGCCCAUGUCCGGCGCGGGUGAAGCCCCCGCUCCCGGGCCCCAGCUCGGGGCCGAGGCGGGCGGUGGCCGGCUGGGCGCCGCGGCCCAGGAAAAAUGUGAUAAAGAAAAUACUGAGAGAGAUAUAACUCAAGCCACUGAUAGCUGCUUCACACAUGGAGAGAUGCAAGACCAGUCCAUUUGGGGAAAUUGCUCGAAUGACGAACUCAUCAGAACCCAACCUCAGCGCUUGCCUCAGCUUCAAACUGCAGCACAGGAAGGUGAGGAGGAAAUAAGCAAGAUAAAGAACGGCCACCCAAGUCUGAGCAAUGGAAAUGGAAUCCACCACGGGGCCAAACAUGUAUCUGCAGAGAAUCGAAGACUUUCAGCACCCGUUUCUCAAAAAAUGCAUAGAAAAAUUCAAUCCAGCUUGUCUGUAAACAGUGACAUCAGUAAGAAGAGUAAAGUAAAUGCUGUCUUUUCUCAAAAGACAGGCUCUUCACCUGAAGAUUGCUGUGUCCACUGUAUCCUGGCCUGCCUGUUCUGUGAAUUCCUGACCCUCUGCAAUAUUGUCCUGGGACAAGCUUCGUGUGGCAUCUGCACCUCAGAAGCCUGCUGCUGUUGCUGCGGAGAUGAAAUGGGAGAUGACUGUAACUGCCCUUGUGACAUGGAUUGUGGCAUCAUGGAUGCCUGUUGUGAAUCAUCAGACUGUUUGGAAAUCUGUAUGGAAUGCUGUGGAAUUUGUUUUCCUUCGUAAAUAUUUAUCUUCUGUUUGCAUUAAAACUGGAGAGUGUUUUAAAAUUUUUCUUUUAAGGGGAAAGGAAAGCACAUGGUAAGAUUCUCAUCAAACAAUCCAGUAUUUGCACUGUUAACUCAUUAUUUUAGGAAAUCUCUGAGAGCCUUUUUUUUUCCUCUAACCAAAUCUACAUGGUUUAAUAUGUGAAAUUUUAACUACUUUUAGACUUCUUAAUAGGUUACAAUGACUGAGGGACAUUUUGGCAAAACAGAAAGAAAGGAAGGGAGGGAGGGAGAGAGGGAGGGAGAAAGAAAAAGAAAAAGACAAAAUGUCUCCUCCUUUUUAUACUUAUUUCUAUUUCUUUUAACCAUUCUUAGGAGCCCCUUGCUCCAAAUGUAUUAUUUCUCAGUGGUUAUUUAAAUCAGACAAUUUAUUUGUGAUGUUUAUUAAUGGCUAAACGUAAGUAUUCUUUAAACUUUGGGAAACAAACCCACACAGUUGUUGGGGACCCAGUGUUCAUCUCCAUGCUGUGUUCUCCACUCGCUCAGCAAACACUGAGUGCCUACUGUGUGUAAUCUCCUGCUGCAACACAGAGAUGGAUGUCAUUCAGCUCCAAUCCAGAGGAGCACAGGAAAGUUGAGAAGAGGAAAGAGACCUGUAAAGAAUAAACCAGCCCACAAGGCAUAUUGAAGUGAAGAUUAUGAGAGAGAGAAACUCAAAAGGCUAUAGGAAUACACAGAAAGGAAAGCUAAUGUCUACUGGAAUAUUCAGAAGGCUUCAAGGAGAAUGUGGCAUUUGAAGGAGGCCUCUUAGGAUGAGUGAUUCAUCUGCUGCUUGAAUGAAUUAGAUUUAGGACCAAGUUUUAGGUGACUAGCCCGAGCUGUGUGUGCCCUUGAGCAUUUAGAAGAAAAACGCCUUAAGUAGGUAUUUUCUUUUUUUAAACUAUAAAAUUAACUAAUAAUAUGCAUUUUUUACAUAAUUUAGAUGUUAUGAUAAAGUUUUGAUUAAAAACAAUGCUUUAGUAAAAUAUCUAUAUUUUUUAAAGAACGUGGAAUACUUUUGAAAAGUUGUACUUAAAUUAGGAGAUUUUUUAAUAUUAAAAUCUCAGCAUUCUGAUUUUGAUUUAUUCAAAAGCUUUUCUUUUUGAGAGCUUUAAGUCUUUUGCGGGGGGGUUGUUAAGAAACAAACCGAACCCCCCCCCCACCAAUAUUUAUAAACACAGUUAAUCUUAAAUGCAAACCAUUCUUUCCAAUUCAGUGGGAAUCUUGACAUCCACUACUAUGACCGAAUUUCGGUACUGCAACUUUAUAUUAAAUUAAACCAUUAUGGCAGGUUGUAAAUAUCCUUAAGUAUAAAGAAAUGAGUCAGAUACAAGACUUACUAAGUGUUAGCGACUUAGUAAGUUACAAAGUUACUAAUACAUAGAGACUUUGUGUGAUGCAGAUGAAAGGGAGAGUAAAUUUUCAUACUACCGGCUCUCCUACUAAGUUUGAUGUCCCCAAAUUGUAGUUUGGUUUGAUUUAAUGUAAUUCCUUGUAGAAAUUCUGAAAGUAUACCUUUGGAUGAAUAGUUAUUUUUGAUUCUUUCAGUUGAAUAUCAAAUUGAUAGUGAAAACAAAUGCAUACUUUUAGGAAGCCUUUUAGCAAAUUUAGGCUUUUAAGAAAGAUUUUAAACCUAAAGCAUGGGUAUGAGACCGAGGGUUUUUCCUUUGAGAUGAAACUUAGUUUCUACUUAUAUCAUUACUUAAAAGGUUUAAAAAAGGAAAAAAGUUAGCAGACUCUUGAAUCCCCCUUUCAGUGCUGUUUACACACACACACAUACACACAUACACACACACACACUGUUAAAUUGUCCGGUUUAAAUAGAGUUCUAGUAAACAGCUGUCUUUCGGUUCCUUGUCUAAAGAGCGUCUUUGAUGUAACAAAUGAAAUAUAAGAACAUCUUUCUACUAUUUCAUAGUAACCAGAGUCUGAGUAUUUACAUAUACCCAAAGUUAACAUAUGCAUAUAUAUUAGGAUGUGAGAGUAUCAACUUUAUAUUGACAUAUAAAACCUCCUAAUGACCUGGAAUCAUUAAAAUAUUAUACUUUUUGUCCUGCAAAAAUUUUCAGCCAAAUGGUUUGACUAAUAUUUAAGUGUAUUCUGCUACUAUUUGCGAUGAUGAUAUUAGCACUUUUAAAAUAAUGUUUCUCUGUAACAGAGAGCAUUAGUUGAUAGCAGAAUUUUAUUCUCAUAUUUAUAUUCAUAGUACUUUUGCUCUAUUGUCUAUUCUGCAGUCAUUCCAUAAAGUACCAUGUAUGAUUUUUAAAAAAUAAAUGAAAAAAACAAAAGUAGGCAAAUGUGAAAAUAGUUUCAAUAUGUAUUUUAGAAUUUCUGUAUGUAAAAUGUUUUGUUGAAUUAUAUGGCCAUCAUGACUAAGUGCUCUAGCUUACAGUUAUAGAUUUGGUCUCUUUUUAAAUGUGGAAACUUAAUCUUAAAUAUUUUUAAACUGGAUCUGUAUUAUCCCAAAUAUAUUAUUUUGAAAUUUAAAAAAUGACUUCUCUAUUGUUCUUUAGCCUAUUUUCAAUCUAAUUGAUACAUUGAUAUUUAAACGAAUUCAACUAUAAUUUAAAACCUUAAGCUUUUCUUUUCUCCUUACAUCCCUCUCUAAAGAUUUCCUAGUCUCAUUUUGUAAAUCACAUGACUCAUGCUCAUAAAUGAACUAUGAAAGAUUCAGAUCAGUUUAUACUGCAAAUCAUAGUUGACAAAUGAUUUCAAAACAUAGUUUUCUUUUAAAAAUUCACAAUAGAGCAAAAUGCAUGUUUUGUACUUUUUUUAGUACAUUGCUUUUACUCAUUUGCUUUGGAAUUAUCUCCCAACUUAUAAAAACUGUGGUAGGUUUUUUUUAAAUAUGUGUACUGAAAUUAAACACAAAGUAGCUGUGAAAUUGGGUAUUAACUUUAAUGAAUUUCACCCAAGAGUAAAUCAUCAGAAGUACUUUCAACUAGGGUCUUUAGUGUCACAAAUUUUAAGUAACAGGAAAUGUUUUACUGUUAGUAUUUAACCCCCCAAAUCACUUUAUUUAGGAGAAGACUUUUUACUUAGGAAUAUAAUAAUUUUAUUUUUGUGUUCUUAUAGUAUAUCGACUAUAUCCAUUUUCCUCACCUGAAGCAGUCAGUGCUUCUCUGAACAGUUCAAGGAGUAACCAAGACAACCUUAUGUAAUAACUUUUCAUUCUUUAUCCAUACAAACUCUAUCAGUGCCCUAGAUUCUAAUGUUAUAAACGUCAAACUCACUGCCUAACAUAAAUAAGACUUGAGUCCAGAGUCUCUGUGGCUUGCCUUCUUGAAUUCCAGUUUAAAUGCCUAGAUUUACCCAACCACCUAAUGAAUAAGUUUAUUUAUUAAUAAGAUUAUUUUUCAAAUUACUCAAGACCUUUAUGACCUUGCCAAUUACUUGUGAUUUGUAGGCCUGUAGGUUUAUUACAUCUAAUCUGACAGGCAAGAUAAAAUUUCAUCAGAUACUAUAAUAUCCAUUUUUCUCUUAUUUUAAUACUAAUAUAGGAAAGCAUACCAUUUUUGUUUUAAACAGCAGUUAAUACAGGGAUAGGGUUUAUUCUACACUAUAUUUUAAAAUCGAGGAUUAGGUACUACAAGGCAGUCUUUUUAACCCUUCAUCUCCAUGUCCCCUAUAACCAAUACAUUUAUAGUGACUAUUUUCUCUAAGCCCCUCAAGGGAGUCAAAAAACCCUCAGGAUGUUUCAUCCUAGGGAAGAAGUUUGGCACUUCCCGUGAGAAAACUGUUAGUUCCAACAGUGAGGCUACUGAUAUUUACUUGCUCAUUUCAGAUUACGUUUAGAGAUUCUGGUUCAAAUGGGAGGGGUUGUGGAGAGGGGAUACCGUUAUGAUGCAGCCCUAAUGUAGAGGGUGGUUUUUGCAAACACUGGCAUUGGUAACUAAAUCCACCACGUAUUUUCACACUGCAAAAUUCCCAGGGAACAAUGGCUGCUCCUCUACUUUAAAGGACUAUGAAUCAGUAUCAUCCGAAUGAUCAAAUUGUAAUAAAGUCAACCAGCAAUCUGUACGUGAAAAGGAUUCUAAGCAAAGCCACAUCUGAGCCUCACCUGGAAAGCAGGAUCUCUAUCUAGGCAAGCAGAAAUCUGCACCACCUCAUUCUUUAUCAAACUGGGACAACCAUGUGACAUCUUCCACUAGGGCAACAACUAUAGCCCCUAAGCUGCCAAAUGUCAACCUGAGUAGUUCCCUGCCUUCCAACUGAACAGCGGCCACUAGUUCCAAUUCUGUUGUUUGUCCAUUAUGUAUGCCCUUGAUCCCUCACCUCAGCCCUUGCUAAAAGAGAAUCUUGAAUUUAUUUGUGGGGUGACCAUGAAGAAAUCACUUUAGAUAACCAUGCCUGGACAUAUUACCAACAUCGAGUAUAGCUAUAUGUGUUAAAGACAAAGUAUAGCUCUGCAAUUAAGUGUUCACUUUCAGGCAGGUCUUUGUUUGAGGUUCAGUGGAGAAUGUAAUUAUUAGGAAAAUAGUGAAAAGCAAAUUCAAACAAAUUCUAAGUUUAGCUUGAAAAACUGAAAAGGUUCUUAAGUUCUGUCUGAUGCAUAAAGGGGUAGAAGCAAAGGAAUUACAUUCCAAAGCCAAGAAAGAGGGUGUACAAAAGCAGCUGAUCCACUUGACAUAGUUCAUAGCCUUUUGCAAAGGAAUAAAAGCCCGUUGAGCAGGGAACCAAAAGAUCUCAUUAUAGGAUGAAGCCAAGCCAUAUUAAAGCUUGUGCACUAGUAACUAUGUCUAAAAACAGCCUGCUGUUUUAUAUUGAACCAAUACAUUUCUUAACUUGGUAGGUUGCAGUGUAAAGAUGUACAGAGCCUGUCUGCUGGAUGCUAUGCCAAUUACAGAUGUGGCGGAGUGGUGUCAAACACCUACAAAUAGUUAGGAUCUCAAGCAAUCUUAGAGAGAAACAAAAGAAGUGUUAAAAUGUCAUCUCAAAACCUAGAUAGCACAGUUCAUCAUAUGUGUCUGACUCUCAGAGUCUCGAGAUCACCUUUAUUAUAUAAUUUAAUGUGGACGUCAUAUGAUCCCUCAAUCAGAAUGCACAAUUCUUUCAAGGACAUGAAUAGUGCCUGAAAGAUAAGGAGAAUAUCUUUUAAAAGUAACACCUUCAGAUGACAAGGCACCUGUGAUCAGCUCUGCAGGAACUGCGUUUUAUUGGUGUUGAGGUGAAGGAGGAGGGAAAUGCCCAUGAAUACAUAUUAUAUUAGAUUUUGUUAGAUCAUCAGAAAGAAUAAUUGGGCAUAUUUACACAAUUACAUUUUAGUAAACUAUUACGCCAGCUUAACGAUAAUACAUAUUCUGGUAAAAGUACAUUAAAUGGCAAUCCUAAAGCAAUUUGGCCGCUGAGGACAUUAUAUUUUUUUAUCUAAUUAUUCACAAAUUAAUGAAUAAAAUUAAAUUCAAAUCACUGAAGAAAAUGAAGCAAUGGUGAGAAUCAGAACUACAGAUUAGUUAAAGCAAAGAUAUGCAAUGCAUAACAGAAUUAAAGCAUUUCUUUUAUUCAAACUCGGUGCUUAAAAAAGAACAAAUCCAUCAUCUUGAAAUUUGACUUGUAGCUUGACAUUAAAAAUAAUAUGAGUAGAAUUUUCAGUGGGGUAAGCACAAAACUAGUUCAAGUUGUGUCACUCUCAAUUACUGUACUCAGGUGGUGUGCCCAUUAAAAUUCCCACUUGUGGGUUCCGCUCACUAUGCAAAUGGGGUCAUUACCUGGAGAAUUUAAUUGGUUAUGACACUGGGAGUAGGACUUCUCCUUUCAAAAUAAACCUACUUACACAUAUUUUCACUAGAAAUUUGAUUGUUAUAUAUACUUUGGAUUGUUUUGCCCUAUAAAUAUUU